AUGGCGGACGAACCCAACCGAGCGCGGCGUCAGGCUUUCGUAGAGCUGCAGAGCCGGAUGAUCGAGACCACCGGGAAGAUCAAACAGCUACAAACUCAGAUGCGUUCUAAAGAGAGUGAAAAGAAGCGUGCCUAUCUUACACUGGAGGAACUUAGCCAAUUACCUGAUGAUACGAACACUUACAAGGCCAUUGGUAAAGUGUUUAUUUUGGAGCCGAGAUCACUUAUGGUAAAUGAGCAAGAGAAAAAGCUAAAUGAUAGUGAGACUGCAAUAUCAUCGAUGCAGACUUCCAAGGAAUAUCUUGAGAAACAGUUGGGAGAAGUGGAGAACAACAUUAGAGAGCUACUUCAGCAGGACCCUGGGCUUGCACGCCAGAUUCUCUCAAUGACUGUUCAGUGA
Messenger RNA from Triticum turgidum subsp. durum (durum wheat), 399 nucleotides. NCBI's taxonomy places the organism in Eukaryota, Viridiplantae, Streptophyta, Magnoliopsida, Poales, Poaceae. The record is from the annotation of a GenBank genome assembly.